AGGAGUAGAGUUAAACCCCAUUUCAUCCCAUCCCAUUCCGUUGCGAAAUUUUUGCGAGCUCGCGACGCGAACCCCCUACGCCGCAGCCGCAGGCUUCCUCUUCAUCUCCUCCUCCUCCAGACCUCCACGCGAGCGUGCCCCGGGGUGGAAGCGGAGGCGGCGGCGGCUCGAGCGCAAUCUGGUGGCGUGGGGGCGCGUCACGAUGGCGGCGGCGCUGGCGAGGCGUGGCGGUGGGGGGCUGGCGCGCGCCCUGGCGCGGGGGAGGGGGAUGUGCUCGGCCACGGCGGCGGAGCGCGCCGCCGGGGCGGCGCUGACGUCCGAGGAGCUCAUGCGGAUGGAGCGCGAGCGCAGCGCGCACAACUACCAUCCAAUUCCGGUGGUGUUCUCCAAGGGAGAAGGUUCACAUAUAUUGGAUCCUGAAGGCAACAAAUACAUUGAUUUCCUGUCUGCUUAUUCUGCAGUCAAUCAGGGCCAUUGCCAUCCAAAAGUCCUGAGAGCGUUGAAAGAGCAGGCAGAAAGGCUCACACUGAGUUCUAGAGCUUUCUACAAUGACAAAUUCCCAAUCUUUGCAGAAUACCUGACAAGCAUGUUUGGGUAUGAAAUGAUGUUGCCGAUGAAUACUGGAGCUGAAGGAGUGGAAACAGCUAUCAAAUUGGUGAGGAAAUGGGGUUAUGAGAAGAAAAAGAUACCAAAAAAUGAGGCUUUGAUUGUCUCUUGCUGUGGAUGUUUUCAUGGUCGGACAUUAGGUGUCAUCUCUAUGAGUUGUGAUAAUGAUGCAACUCGUGGUUUUGGCCCAUUGGUUCCUGGCCAUCUUAAAGUUGAUUUUGGAGACACUGAUGGGUUGGAGAAAAUCUUUAAAGAUCAUGGCGAGAGGAUAUGUGGUUUUUUGUUUGAACCAAUCCAAGGAGAAGCUGGGGUAAUAAUCCCACCAGAUGGCUAUUUGAAAGCUGUCAGAGAUUUGUGUUCAAGGCACAACAUUCUGAUGAUUGCAGAUGAGAUCCAAACAGGCAUAGCUAGAACUGGCAAAAUGCUGGCAUGCGAUUGGGAAAACAUACGACCUGAUGUGGUGAUUCUAGGCAAGGCCCUUGGUGCUGGAGUAGUUCCUGUCAGUGCGGUUCUUGCAGAUAAGGAUAUUAUGCUGUGUAUCAAACCAGGAGAACAUGGAAGUACAUUUGGUGGGAACCCAUUGGCAAGUGCUGUGGCAGUUGCAUCACUGAAAGUAGUUACAGAUGAAGGUCUCGUUGAAAGGGCUGCAAAGUUAGGACAAGAGUUCAGAGAUCAGCUACAGAAGGUUCAACAGAGAUUCCCGCAAAUCAUAAGGGAAGUACGUGGGAGGGGUUUGCUUAAUGCAGUGGAUCUAAGCAACGAAGCUUUAUCCCCUGCUUCUGCUUACGACAUCUGCAUCAAGCUGAAGGAGAGAGGCGUUCUGGCAAAGCCCACACAUGACACCAUAAUCAGAUUAGCGCCUCCGCUGUCAAUCAGUCCUGAGGAGCUUGCAGAAGCAUCGAAGGCGUUCAGCGAUGUGCUUGAGCAUGACCUGCCACAGCUGCAGAAGCAGAUCAAGAAGACAGAAUCCGCGGCAGAAAAACAAUCCUGUGACAGAUGCGGCAGAGACUUGUACUGAUGAGUGAUAGACGAGACAAUGAAACGUUUCCAGAGGCACCCGUUUCGCCCAAAUAAAAUAGCAGAACACACCUCGCGAAUUCAUAGCUCAUUGUAGUAGUAGAGUAGGAUAUAUACACCUCCUUGUUGCGAUGUCUGGGACAUAUGGUCCAGGGAUUUGUCGCCUAAUCGAGCUGGUUGCAAACAAAUGGGGUAGCAUUAUUCUAGUCUAUCAUAUCAUGCAGAA
This is a messenger RNA of Oryza sativa Japonica Group (Japanese rice), 1849 nucleotides long. The record is from RefSeq and is a predicted model, not a curated record. Lineage: Eukaryota; Viridiplantae; Streptophyta; Magnoliopsida; Poales; Poaceae.